Molecule: messenger RNA, 1334 nt
Organism: Momordica charantia (bitter melon)
Lineage: Eukaryota; Viridiplantae; Streptophyta; Magnoliopsida; Cucurbitales; Cucurbitaceae
Product: malate dehydrogenase, glyoxysomal
Biological process (GO): malate metabolic process; tricarboxylic acid cycle
Cellular component (GO): cytoplasm; chloroplast
Molecular function (GO): L-malate dehydrogenase (NAD+) activity
Source: RefSeq, a predicted model, not a curated record
UUUUACCCACUGACUUCUCUUUUCAACGCCAAGUUUCGAAAGGUUUCUGAUUUUGAAGCGGUGGGUUUGUUCUCUGUUCGUGGAAAUUAAUCAUGCAGCCGAUUCCGGAUGUUAAUCAGCGCAUUGCUCGAAUCUCUGCGCAUCUUCAUCCUCCCAAGCCCCAGAUGGAGGAGAGCUCAAGUUUGAGGCGGGCGAAUUGCAGGGCGAAAGGCGGAUCUCCUGGGUUCAAAGUCGCGAUACUUGGAGCCGCCGGUGGCAUUGGCCAGCCCCUUGCGAUGUUGAUGAAGAUAAAUCCUCUGGUGUCUGUUCUACAUCUUUAUGACGUCGUUAAUGCCCCUGGCGUCACCGCUGAUAUUAGCCAUAUGGACACUGGUGCUGUGGUUCGUGGAUUCUUGGGGCAGCAGCAGCUGGAGGCUGCGCUUACAGGCAUGGAUCUUGUUAUAAUCCCUGCAGGCGUUCCGCGAAAACCAGGAAUGACAAGGGAUGACCUAUUCAAAAUAAAUGCUGGAAUUGUCAAGACUCUCUGCGAAGGGAUUGCAAAGUGUUGUCCCAAAGCUAUUGUUAACCUAAUCAGUAACCCAGUGAACUCCACUGUGCCCAUUGCAGCUGAAGUUUUCAAGAAGGCUGGAACUUUUGAUCCAAAGAGACUUCUGGGAGUUACUAUGCUCGAUGUCGUUCGAGCCAAUACCUUUGUGGCUGAAGUAUUGGGUCUUGAUCCUCGGGAUGUGGAUGUUCCAGUCGUUGGCGGUCAUGCGGGUGUAACGAUUUUACCCCUUCUGUCUCAGGUCAAGCCUCCAAGUUCUUUCACACAAGAAGAGAUUAAUUACCUAACUGAUAGGAUUCAAAAUGGUGGAACAGAAGUUGUUGAGGCCAAAGCGGGAGCUGGUUCAGCAACUCUCUCAAUGGCAUAUGCUGCCGUUAAGUUUGCCGAUGCAUGCCUCAGGGGCUUAAGAGGAGAUGCUGGCAUCGUUGAAUGUGCUUUUGUGUUUUCAGAGGUGACUGAACUUCCGUUCUUUGCAUCGAAAGUUCGACUGGGUCGCACUGGCGUUGAAGAAGUAUACUCCCUUGGUCCGCUGAACGAGUACGAGAGGAUUGGAUUGGAGAAAGCAAAGAAAGAGUUGGCAGGAAGCAUUGAGAAGGGAGUCUCCUUCAUCAGAAGCUGAAGAGAUUCCAAUUACUACAGUUUUAAAUUUCUAUUUCAUCUCUUAUAGAUUAUUUAUACUACGUCUUCCUGGUGAUUGGAGUUGAUCGAAAUGAAACCACACUAGGUAAAACUUUUAUACUAAUAAAACAAUCUGAUGGUGAUAUUUUCAACCUGUCAGUUUUUUUUUUAA